Toxorhynchites rutilus septentrionalis is the source of this 947-nucleotide messenger RNA. RefSeq names its product nuclear pore complex protein Nup98-Nup96-like. The transcript has 3 exons. The record is from RefSeq and is a predicted model, not a curated record. Bases 142 to 423 code for a protein of 93 amino acids. Lineage: Eukaryota; Metazoa; Arthropoda; Insecta; Diptera; Culicidae.
UUGACGUUUGUUUGUUUGAGUCAAUUCAGAAGUCGCAAGUGAUAUGGAUGCCGAAAUUUUUAUUUCGCUGCUAUGGAACAAGUUAAGUAAUGAACCUUUCUGAUCAAAGCGAAGCAAUGGUCACAGGCGCACGAGGGCAUCAUGGAGUAUAUUGCCAUGGAUUGUGUUAUUAACGACAACUUCCCUUAUUCGAAAUCAGUAUUGAUCGAGAUCAAGGAUGUGAAACAAAUUUCCAAUUGGUUCAUCAAGGGCAAAAUUUUGAGCGACUUCAUCCAGCUGAAUGUGAAGUUCGACCUGACCCGGAACACGAUCUACGAUGAGGUGUCCGCAACUCGACUCGAGGAACUCAAACCAAAACUGUCCGAUCUGUGCUCGGCGAUCAAGAUGUUCCCCUGUCCGACACAAAAGUAUCGGUUCAGAUAGAGCGAAAUCACCCAGUUGUUGGCAUUUCUGAUUCGUCAUUCAUCGCCCAGGAUCCGUUUAAUAACAGCUGUGCGUUGAAGCGAAAUGCGUUCGAGAAGCUGCCCUUGCUCCAGGAGUACGUGCACCAGGAAUUGCGACAUAUGUAUGCUGAGCACGUUUCUGGACGAAGAGAUAGUGAGAUAGUGUUUGAAGGAAAAUUACUAUGUAAUUUUAAUCGUAAGAAUUAUUACUGCAAUGGUGGAAUAAAACAGUCUAGAAUGGAUGAAUAAGCAUAUAUUCUCUCGUAGGUAAAUUCUAAGGAUAAUCACAGGAACUGAACACAUACCACAUAUAAUUAAGUAGCCCCCCCCCCCCCCCAGCUUGUUACGAAAUGAUAUAAUUAUUGGUUCAUCAAAUUGUACACUUUUCUCUAACCGUAUUUCUGAGACUGUUGAAAAAAUAUGUGGCAACAGAGCGUGUGAAAUAAAUCAUGCUAGUUGUGUAUGUUUGGAAAUAAAAGAGCUUAGCUUGUGGAUAAGUACACC